AUUUUGACGCGGGCGGUUGUGUUACUGCCGCAGCUGCGAAGGCGCGCCGUAUUUGUUUAUAUACAAUGCAGCAAAGUCAUAGAUGCAUUGCGAUAAUGCCGAAUGUGAAAUAAUACUGAAUAAAUUCAAAAGAUUGCAUUUGUAAACAACAAAUUUUGGAAUAGGCGCGAAAAAGGGUGCAUGCAACGGUAAAUUCUAAUCAACGAAAUGGCGCGCGAUUUCAUCUAACGACAAGACGCAGUUCUUCGAAAACACGAAAUGAAAAUACGUAUGUUUGUGUGUGGGUGAAAAGUACACUAAAAGUACGACAGCAACAGCAACAACAACAACAUCAAGAAAAGAAAAAGUGCACUGCAAACAACUGAUUGCAAGUGUCUGUGUGUGAGUGAGUGUGGUAAGCAAAGAAAAAAUAAAAAGUAAGAAAAAUGACGCGCGAAGAGGAGGAGGAGGUACGAUCUUUACUCUCGCGGCAUCAGGAACGCAUUAUGCUGGAUCUGGGCAGUACUGAUCUCUUGGCUGUGUUGGUCAAGAAUUCGGUACUAAGUCAGGAGGAGGAAGAUAUGCUAUUAAAGCCAUAUCAGGCAACAGCUGGCACGGGCACAGGAUCACACCUGGACACGGGUAGUGCUCCGUCGAGUGUAAAAACUAAGCGAAAACUGAGUGCCGUUGCCAGCAGCGGAAGUGGUGGAAGCGGUGGCAGUGGAGCCAGUGUUCCCAUUGGAGCUGAAAUCUAUAGCUCCAGUUUGGCCAGCUCAUCGCGCAGUGCCAGUGUCAAUGGUGAUCACGAUCAUGUCCAGAGCGAUAAUCGCUCGCUAACGCCCUCUGUGGCCAGCGAUGCCGAGUUCCUGCGUCUGCAGUGUUCCAAUCUCAUAGAGAUUAUUGCAAAAAAUGGAUUUGAGAAAUUUAAACAAUUCUGCUAUGCCAUCGAGUGUGAGUGUCCACAGCUGAUCGAGGAUUUAAUUAAUGAUCGACUCAAAAAUGACGCUAGCCAGGCUGAUGAUAGUCCCGGUGAGGAAAAAAUACAAAAGGAAAUCGAAACGAUCGAUUACAUUGACAAAGAAAAAGAAAACGAUCGCAAUCGCCGGGCUGUCAGUUAUGGUGGCGGCGGCGGUGGAGCCUCUUCCCCACAAUCGGCCACAAUGCCACGAGCUGCUCCACGUCGUGUGGCAUUGAUGAAGGAACCACCACCGCCACCACCCAAACCUAGUGCAUUAUCAUCAUCAGAUUCCACUACGCCAAUUGCCUCAAGCAAUCAGCUUAUACACAGCAAAUAUCCACAGUCGGAAUACAAUCUCAUCCAGAAGAUCGACUCGAAUAGCACAUUAACGGCACCGGCGCAAUACCAGCCGCAGAAUUUCUAUGCCAACACUGGAACGAUAGCCGCCUGCAGCACCACCAAUGGCUACGGAUCACUACUGUGUCAUUCCAGUUCCACGGCCAGUCCCCAGAUGGCGGUACGGAAACGGGAUAAACUUUUGCAUCGAUUCAGUGAUGCAGCCACCUUGGGACGAAAACUCAAAAAGAAGAAGAAUACGAAUCGAACAUGCCGUUCGAUGACUGAAGCAAUCGAAAUGUUGGCCGAUCCGGUUAUCGAGGAUGAGUUUUUUGGCGAUCGCACCACAUGGGAAUAUCACACAGUUUCGGUGACUCGAGUGCCUGGCUAUGGCUUUGGCAUUGCCGUUUCCGGUGGACGUGAUAAUCCCCAUUUCGCCAACGGUGAUCCCUCAAUUGCAGUGAGUGAUGUGCUUAAAGGUGGCCCAGCCGAGGAUCGUUUGCAAGUGAACGAUCGCAUCAUUUCGGUUAAUGGGGUAUCACUCGAAAAUGUGGAAUAUGCAACAGCGGUGCAAGUGCUUCGCGAUAGCGGUAAUACAGUCACUCUUGUCGUCAAACGUCGCGUGCCUUUGAAUGCCGUCAAUACGAAUGCCAUCCAGCACCAGCAUUCACACAGUCUCAGUUCGGUGGGUCAACUGGUGGCCAAUGGCAGCAAUGGAUUAAAUGGCGCGGGUUUGAAUGGGGGCGCGAUCAGCACUAGCAACAGUCAAACCCCAAGCAUGAGUCAACCCAAUUCGCUGAACUCCUCGCUAGUGCAGAAUGUUAGUGGCGUGGGAAUAGGAGGAGGAGCAGGAGGACAACCCAUUAAGGUUACUCUAACCAAGGGAAGCAAAAAGGAUGACUAUGGCAUUGUGUUGGGCUGUCGACUGUUUGUCAAGGAGAUCUCAUCAAAAGCGCGCGAACAAUUGUCGGCCAAUGGUUAUUCUCUGCAGGAGGGAGACGUCAUCACACGCAUCCACAAUACAAACUGUGCCGACACAAUGAGCCUCAAGGAGGCCAAAAAGAUUAUAGAUGGCUGCAAAGAGCGCCUGAAUCUUGUGGUGCUAAGGGAUAUUACAAAUCAGGCAGCGGCCACAACGGUCAACCAAAUGAAUCUGAACAACUCGGGUCAUCAGCAGGCCACGGCCAAUCUGUAUGCCAGUCACCAUCACCAUCAUCAGGCUCAGGUUUCUGGUUGUAGCAACAAUCUCGAUGAGGCCUAUUUGCCGGGCGGAGCCAGUUAUUCCUCGCAGAAUUUAUAUGUGCAACCACCGACACGCACCUCGAAUUCCAAUGGGCCAAGCGCCAUAAAUGGAAAUGGAUUGAAUGAGGAGAAGAGCAAUCUAACACCUAGGGGUCGCUCGCGGGGGCCUCUAAUGGAUGGAGUGUCGCUGCAGCAAUUGGAUAGACCUGUCACCCCUACGAACGGAGGUCGCGGUAGAUCCGGAGCAGAAGAACCCCCACGGCCACCACCUCCUCGAGGAUCCAGCGGCGGUGAAGAUUUCUACAGCUCCCGCCGUCAACUCUACGAGGAGCGUCAGAGUGCCGAGCCACGUUUCAUUUCAUUCCAAAAGGAGGGCAGUGUUGGCAUACGACUUACUGGCGGCAAUGAGGCCGGCAUUUUCGUGACUGCCGUGCAACCCGGUUCACCUGCCUCCCUGCAAGGCCUGAUGCCUGGUGAUAAAAUCCUCAAGGUCAACGACAUGGACAUGAAUGGUGUGACGCGCGAGGAGGCUGUGCUCUUUCUGCUCAGCCUUCAAGAUCGCAUCGAUCUCAUUGUGCAGUACUGCAAGGAGGAAUACGAUGAGGUGGUCACCAAUCAGCGGGGCGACUCGUUCCACAUCAAGACACAUUUCCACUGCGAUAAUCCUUCCAAAGGCGAAAUGGCUUUCAAAGCGGGUGACGUCUUUCGGGUGAUCGACACACUACACAACGGCGUCGUCGGUUCGUGGCAAGUGUUGAAGAUUGGACGCGGCCAUCAGGAGAUGCAACGGGGAGUCAUACCAAACAAGUCAAGGGCGGAAGAGUUGGCCACAGCUCAAUUCAAUGCCACCAAGAAGGAGAUGAAUGCCAAUGAAUCAAGAGGAAAUUUCUUCCGCAGACGACGCUCCACUCAUCGACGCUCCAAGAGUCUUUCCCGUGAAAAUUGGGACGAUGUCGUCUUCUCCGAUAGCAUUUCCAAAUUCCCUGCCUAUGAACGUGUGGUGCUUCGUCAUCCCGGCUUUGUGCGUCCCGUGGUGCUCUUUGGGCCCGUCUCUGAUAUUGCCAGAGAGAAGCUGGCCAAAGAUUAUCCCGACAAGUUCUCAACUCCCCUGCAAGAUGAUGACAAAUCCAAUGGCAAAUGUCGCAUUGUCCGUCUCUCGAAUAUCAGAGACAUAAUGGAUCGCGGCAAGCACGCUCUUCUCGAUAUCACACCAAAUGCCGUAGACCGUCUCAACUAUGCUCAAUUCUAUCCAGUGGUGAUUUUCCUCAAAACGGACACUAAACAUGUCAUUAAACAACUUCGCCAUGGCCUGCCCAAAGCUGCCCACAAGAGUUCCAAGAAACUGCUUGAACAAUGCCAGAAAUUGGAACGCGUCUGGUCGCACAUCUUUAGCACACAGAUUGUCCUGAACGAUGAGGAGUCCUGGUAUCGCAAAUUGCGAGAUUCGAUCGAUCUGCAGCAGAGCGGAGCCGUCUGGAUGUCCGAGUCCAAGCCUGUAGAAUCCCUCUCCGAUGAUUUCCUAUUCCCCAUGACCACAUCCCGUUUAUCGUAUGCAUCAAGUCCCGAAUCCGAUUUGGAACUAAGUCCCGGGCCAUCCGCAUCAUUGUCCUUGGGCAAUUUACCGCAAUUGGUUAAAGCGAGCUCAGAUCCAUCGAUUGCCACUAAUCAGGAUAACUUGGAUAGGGAUAGAGACAUAAUUGGUGAAGGACUACCACCUCCAUAUACGGUACCCUAUGAUCAUGGCGUUCAGCCGCCACCAAAUCGUCGACAGACUUUGGAUUCCAGCAAGUAUAACAUCUAUGGAACAAAUGUUAACCAACAGCAGCAGCAGCAGCAACAGCAACAACAACAGCAGCUGCAGGCGACACCACAACCAGGAUCAGCUGGUGAUCUAACAGCCGUACGCCCACAAUCAUUAUAUGGUAUCAAUGCCCCCGAUUUGCCGCCACGCAUCGAUCGUCAAUCCAAACCGGGUGACUUGCCCCUGAAUACUUCAGGUUCGUCUUCGCGCAACGGCAGCUCGAGUGGCGGCACCUUGGGUCGCAGUGCCCAGGAGCGUCUUUUUGGUUCCAAGCCAAUUGUUCAGGAUGAUGUUCAAGCAGAGUAUAUAACUCGAAAUGCCUUGGUCGGUGGAGUAGUAGCAGGAAACGGUGUCGAUACCAUCGAAAGGCAACAGCAACAGCAGCAACAACAACAGCAGCAACAUGCCUCUCUCGAGCGGCAGGCACGGAUGAAUGCAGCCCAGCACAAGGUCAAUGGUGCUUCCACCUAUGAUAGCGUCUCCAGCUAUGAUUCAUAUAACAAUACACAAAUGCAGAAUCUGGGACGAUUGGGACCCAAUGCCCCCGAUGAUCUCAAAUCAGUGCCAGCAAGUGGUCGUCCCUUGCCGCCUGUGGGUCCAUCCCAUGAUUAUGGUCGUGCUCCACACGAUCAUCGUGGCUUUGGUCCUGCAAAUGAUUUGAAUCGCCAAAGUAGUCCCGGUCGACCGCAUUAUCAUGAGAUGAAUGCAUCCCGUAAUAUUGAUCCUCGCAAUGGCACACCGCAACGUCCUUCGAAUUUGGGUUUGGAUAGCAGUCCACGCAAACCAUUGGUGGAAACUAAAACCGAUUAUGGCAAAUAUAGCCGCAACAAUUCCGUUUCCCAAGCCGACUACAGCAAACUGCCAAAGAAUACCCAUGGCAGUGGAGUCGUCCCACCGCCCAAUGUCAAUGGCAAUGGCAAUGGCAACGGCACACCGAGCAGCAAUGGCAGCGGUGGACCCUUCAAACCGGUACCACCACCAAAACCCAAGAACUAUCGUCCGCCCGUCCAGAGCGGUGGUAGCAGUGGCAGUGGUGGCACCACACCCUGGGAAAAUGGGGACUCUGGUUCGCCACGUUCCCCCAAUGGUUUUUACUAUCCACCAACGCCCUCAUCGCAUCAUCAUUAUGGCCAACAGCAAACUCCUGGCUCACCGCAGCAGCCCACUUAUGGCCAGGCCCCGCCACCGCAACAAGCUCAGCCCUAUCCAUCAGCCAAUGGCUACAAUGGCAAUAGCCAUCAUUAUAAUGGUGGAAGCGGAACGGGUCCCUAUAUAGCACCACAUCGUGGCAUGCCACCGCCAAUUGGUAACCUACCACCACACACACCCGAGCGACAUGCUCUGGAUUUGGCCGGCAGUCGGGAGCAACGUGGUUCAGCAUUCGAAUUGUAUCGUAAACCCCAAAUCGGGGCUACAGCCGGGCACCAUCACAAUAUGAGCGAAAUGGAGCCAUACGAUGAGCGUUAUGACGAUUACUAUGCGAUGCCACCGCCACCGCCGCCAGGUGGUCAUCCUCAUCCAGCACAUGCCAUGCAAAGAUCGCGAUCAGCUCCACGUUAUCCCAAUGAAAGGCCACCACAUGUACAGGAUCCCAAUUACUAUAAUCACUAUGGCACGAGUAGGAGUCAUCAUCAUCAUCCUCAUCAUCAACAACAACAACAGCAGCAGGAGCAACACCAGCACCAACAGCGUGCUGAGUACCAUCAGUAUUAUGAUGAUCAUGGCAGGGAGAUUGCAGCUCCGCCUCCACCACUUUUGCCGCACAAGAAAAAGAAAUCGGUACUGAAAAGUCCAUUGGCUGCCUUGAAGAAUGCUCUGAUUAAGACGACACGCCCAUUGAGGCGUAUGAAUAGCAUGGUGGAGCCCGAGAGGAAGGCAAAGGGUCUAAGACGACAGCAGUCCAUGCUGGAGAGGGGUGUGCAGAGGCCCUAUUAUCCCGAUGAGUAUCCGACCUUUCCAUCAGCGGGCGGUUAUCACACGUCUCAAGGACCACCACCGCCGCCUCACCAUGAUCCGUAUUAUAGGGGACGCUAUCCGCCUCAUCCUGGCCAGCAGGACAUGAUGAAUAGCACCUAUCAGAAUCUAGAGGGUGAGGACAUCUACGGCAAUAUAGUUCCACGCAAUCAUCACCAUCAGCCACCACAGGACAAUGGCUAUGGCUACGAUCAAUAUGAUCUUUAUGCCAAUCGAGCCUGUAUCGAUUUGGAACGCCGGCAGGCAGAGGCAGCAGCAGCAGCUGCAAGUCGAAUUGGGCGACGCAUAGUCCGUCGUCAUAGCACCACCACGGCAGAUCGCAAUGGCGGCAAUGGCAGCAGGAGACCCAUGGCAGCUCCCAAUGGUUAUGACCCACAAGACCCACAUCAACAGCAUCAGGAGAUUUAUCAGACUCGUAAUGGGGCCUAUAUGAUGCCCGAACAGCGAAGGGCGCCCAAUUCCGAGGUAAUGACCAGACGACGAUUCUAUCCAGGAGCUGCCAAUGAGCAGGGUGGUGGUGGGGCUGGAGAGGAUGAGCCCAUGUAUCAAUCUCGUAGAGAAAUGCAACGGGAAAUGCAACGCAAUCAUUUGUAUCAAUCGAAACGAGAAAUGCAGGAGAGGAUUAGCCAGGGCAAACGCGAUAUGGAGCGUGAAUUUAGUCCACAGAGUAGCAGUCAAUCCGAAAGAGAUGAUCGCUCCGAGCGAUCAAAUUCGGAGAGCAUUUACCAAUCUCGGCGAGAGGCCAAAGAGAGCGCCUUAAAGACGCGCACCCAAUUGAGAGAUCAAAUCUAUCAGACGCGUCGCGAGGCUCUCGACAGCAUGGCUGAACCCAUCUAUGUGUCGAAGAGGGAUGUGGGCAGACCUGCUCCCAUAUACGAGUCGAAAGAGGAGAGCAUUCUGCAGUCACGUGAAAAUGAAACGGACGAAAAAAAGGAGAAGGAAUGCAAAACAGAGCAAGUGGAGGUGGAAAUAAAUGUUCAAGCAGAGGAAGUGACAGAAGACACAAGUCUAAGUCGUUCGGACCUGCAGAAGUCCUCAGAUACUGUCAUUGAGAAUCCCAAUCAGGGCAAAGCUCCUCUUGUACAGGGCGAAGAAGAUGAUGAUGAUGAAGAAGUUGUCCAGGAGGAGGAUACCAGUGCUGAGGUGACCACAGAACAGCCCACAGCCAUUGAGACUAACCAACACAACGAGGGCAUGUUGAUGACCAGUGAGGUCUCGCAGCCGCAUAUCUCCGAUGAUGUAUUCGAGGCAGCUGAUCUUGUCUCUGACCUCCAGCCAGCUCCAUCGCCGCGCACCCAUCGAGCGCCCUUCCACAUCUCUAAUAUCCUAAAGCGUACAGCCCCGCCGCCAAGUUCCCCCAUUGGUGACAGUUGCACUUCCAUUGAGACUCAAUAUACCUCGCAAGUCAGCCUUCCUGUGGGCCCGCCCAAUGCAUCCAGCACACCCUUCAGCAGUAGCAUGUCCCUGCCCAUAGCCGGCCCGGUACCCACAUCUGCUCCGGCGGCAGCUUCCGGCACGAAUGGUCCAUUCCCCACCAUGCCACGCGAACCGAGCACUAUGCGAGGCUUCUUUGAUUCAAAUGGCGGCACUUUGGCCGACAAAUUGUGGCAUGUCUCGCUGCAGAUACCACCGGGCGCCAUUCCGCCCGGAGUUCGCCAGGAGAUCUAUUUCACUGUGAGUGAUCCACGCAUGGGUCAAGCCGUAGGCGGUCCGCCGUUGGAUAUGGAAAAUGGUGAAACAAUGCUGUCUCCUCUUGUGAUGUGUGGACCACAGGGCCUUGAGUUUCUAGUGCCUGUUACCCUCAAUAUACCCCACUGUGCCGGACGUACCGCUUCAUUGGGUCUAGCCCUAAAGGCCACAGAUAGUGAGAAGAAUUUGCAUACCGAAUGGGAUAACAUUGAUUUGCCUAGCAAUGCGGCUGCCCACACAGUAUCCGUCAAGGUGGAUCACUUCUAAUCUUAAUCUACCCACAUAUUAAGUUACGCCUCAUAUACACACAAACUCGAACACACUUUAACACGAUUGUAUAUAGUUUCAUUCGAAUUCCACGACAAGAUAAUAUAACUUUGGGCAAUGCAUUAUACAAAAAAUAAAAAUUAUAAAUAAUUUAAUUUAAUAUUCUUUGUAAAUUGUGCCUUUAAGUGAACGAUUGGCCCUGCUUUUUGACAUAAAACAAAAAUUAUAUUAAGUCAACGAUUUGUACAAUAUGAACAGUAAUUAGAUUUUAGUUUUAUUUUUAAACAAAGAUGAAAAAAAAACAAAUAAUUUUGUAUAUUUUAAAGAAAAUUGAGCAAACGAAUAUGAAGAAUAUGUAUGGAAAUCUAUUUUAUAAAUUUAUACAUAAUUUAUAUUGCGUUUUUUUUAAAUAAUAUACCUACAUAUAUUUUAUUGCAUUGUAUUUCUCACAUUUAUUUAGCAAUGUAUUUGUCAUCUCCUACCCAGAAAUAUUUUUAUUACAUUUGAAAUUGUUAAUUAUAUAUCGAGAACUAUAUAUUAUACACAUAUUUAUACACAAUUUUGUAUUUAUACGCAUAAAAUGAAAUGAUUAUUAAAUACCUGGAAAGCUUGGGAAAAUAUAAACAAAAUAAAUAAUAAAACGCAUAAAAAAA
Messenger RNA from Drosophila willistoni, 8899 nucleotides. It is a transcript of the gene pyd, whose product is annotated as tight junction protein ZO-1. Gene Ontology annotation, cellular component: bicellular tight junction; plasma membrane. The record is from RefSeq and is a predicted model, not a curated record. Gene Ontology annotation, molecular function: cell adhesion molecule binding. Gene Ontology annotation, biological process: protein localization to cell-cell junction; cell-cell adhesion; cell-cell junction organization. Bases 426 to 8246 code for a protein of 2606 amino acids. NCBI's taxonomy places the organism in Eukaryota, Metazoa, Arthropoda, Insecta, Diptera, Drosophilidae. The transcript is spliced from 15 exons.